Messenger RNA from Babesia bigemina, 1395 nucleotides. Its product is annotated as bromodomain/ankyrin repeat containing protein, putative. Bases 1 to 1395 code for a protein of 464 amino acids. The record is from RefSeq and is a predicted model, not a curated record. The transcript has a single exon. NCBI's taxonomy places the organism in Eukaryota, Apicomplexa, Aconoidasida, Piroplasmida, Babesiidae. Gene Ontology annotation, molecular function: protein binding.
AUGGCCACUGUUUACGCGGAAUCCUACAUCAAGAGCCCGCUGGUCCAAGCUAUAGGCGCCGAUGGUGUGCAGACAAUGCGUGAGGUGCUGGAGCGGGACUUUUCGGACUGCAGCGCAGAACACCUCGAAAGCAACCCGGAGCUGCUGGUGUCGGAGGAGUAUAUGAACAAAAAGAAUUCGCUCGUGGAGCCCAACACGCGCAUAACACCCCUGUGCCAGCUCUCCAGAAAAACGGAAGAUGAGGCCCUAGAAAUCGCAAAAAUGCUUAUCACGGAAUACAAACUUGUCGAUGCCAACCACGUCGACCUCAUGGGGCAAACGGCGCUCUUCUACGCAGCGAGAGAUGGCUGGAGCAAGUUUUGCGAGUUCCUUGCGCAAAAUGGAUGCGACCCCAACCACCAGGACCGACUCGGCCAAACCUGCCUCUUCUAUGCCUCCAGAGAGGGGCAUCACGAAACGCUGGAGGCACUUAUCGCAUGCAAAGCCGAUGUCAACCUUGUCGACACCAAUAAGCAAAACUGCCUCUUCUACGCCGCAAGGGACGGCCGUAUGGAGGCAGUUAAGGUCCUCAUCAAACACGGAAUUAAUUACAACUUGAAGGACGCACAGCGGCGACAAGCUAUAACGUUCGCCAAGCUCAAGAACCAAACUGAAAUCGUCAACUUGUUGAAAAGCAUGUCCAAGUCGGAGUCACAACACGUCAAGCGGCCGCUCACUGACCCUGCGGAUGUGCAGGGGCUGUUGCAGAGCGCCUCCACCGCGGAUGAGAUCAAGUCUGGAGUGCCGGUGGUGGUGAAGGAGGCUGGCAAGCCGCGGAAGUAUAGGCUUCAGUUCAGGCCAUUCGAGGACGAUGCUAAUCUAUGGGUGGAUGCGCCGCUAGUAAAGAUUCGCGAGUUCGAAUUGCGAUUCCCCGAGCUCGCCACUUGGGACAAAACUGCGCCGUUCGCUCCGCUCUCGACACUGAGGAACCCCUUGGUCAAGCAGUGGCAUCAAAUCGGCCUUAACCUUCUAUCGAUGAUGGGCAAGCAAGAGGGUGGCUACGUGUUCGAGAGGCCAGUCGACCCCAAGAAGCAGAACUGUCCGGAUUAUUUCGACAUCGUCAAGAAGCCGAUAUCGUAUUCGUGCAUCAGGAGCAAAAUAAAGAAGAACGUCUACACGAGCCCGAAGGAGUUUGUCGAGGACUGCCAGCUGGUGUUCGACAACUGCUUCAAAUACAACAAGCCGGACACCUGGGUCGCGCAGGUUGGCCGUAACAUCGAGACCUUCUUCAAGGAGCAGCUCAAGGAGCUGGAUUUCGAAGCGUUCAUAAAUAAGCACGACAAGCUCAAUGAGCUGCUUGAGACGGCAAACCAGUACGUGGAAUCCAAUGAAGUCCCUGCAGAAGCGGCAUCAUAA